CUUAUGUAAUGCUUAAGUACUGAAAAGGGGAGACUUAAGCAGUGCUUAAAUAACAGCUGAUUUUUGUUUUGAAUUUUCAGUUAUUUGUGAAAAAAGAAUAAUAAGAUAUAACAAAUUAUAUUUUGUGAAAAAAAUAUGGAAUCAGAUUGGGAUUGGGAUUUUGACAGUGACCCAGAAUACGAUGACCUCUGGAAUGUUAUAAUAAUGCGACGAACAAAAGAAAUCAGGUGCCGGCCAAAAUUCUUCAAGCUAUAUGACGAUAAAGAUUUCCGCGACAGAUUUCGGAUUAGCAAAAACAUUGCCUGGAAUGUGCUCGAUUGUAUUCGACUACAAAUUGAACACAAAACCAAGUGGAAUCAUGCAUUAUCACCAGAACAAAUGCUUUUGCUUACAUUGAGGUUUUAUGCUACGGGAAGUAUGUUGAGGACAGUAGGAGAUUUAUUUGGAGUAUCUAAAAGUACGGUAUCAAGAGUUAUAACAGUAGUUUCGCACCACAUAGCCCAAUUAAAAGACCAUCACAUUUAUAUGCCAAAAACGGAAAGAGACCUGAAAAAGUCCCAGAGAGACUUUUUUAACUUAGCUAAAUUUCCUCGAGUGAUCGCAGCAAUUGAUUGCACUCAUGUAAAAAUAAUUUCUCCAGGUGGGGAAGAUGCAGAGCUAUUUCGUAACAGAAAAGGUAUAUUUUCCAUCAACGUCCAGACGUUAUGUGAUAGUAAUCCCCGCAUCAUAGACAUCGUUGCACGGUGGCCUGGAUCCUCUCAUGAUGCUACUAUUUUCCGUAACUCUCGGAUUCAUUGUCGAUUAGAAUCUGGAGAAUUUGGUUCUGGAAUAGUAAUUGCAGACAGUGGUUAUGAAAAUAACCACUUCGUGAUUACGCCACUAAUGCAUGUCAAUACGAGUGCCGAAAAUCUUUUUAACGAGUCUCUUAUAAGAACUCGGAAUUGUAUCGAGCGCUCAUAUGGAGUCUGGAAGCUAUUACGCAACAUCUGCUGCAAUAAUCGCGAUAUAAUGGCUCCGCCACUUUCAAAUGAAAUUGAAGAUGUUGUAAACAAUAUGAUUAAUAUACCCAAUAAUCGCAAUGCUGAAAGUCAUACAAUAAAUAAUGUUACUAGAAAAUGUUUAAUAGAUAAUUACUUCAGUUUAUUGUAG
Molecule: messenger RNA, 1149 nt
Organism: Bactrocera neohumeralis
Lineage: Eukaryota; Metazoa; Arthropoda; Insecta; Diptera; Tephritidae
Product: putative nuclease HARBI1
Exons: 4
Coding region: 136-1149 (337 amino acids)
Source: RefSeq, a predicted model, not a curated record